Laccaria bicolor S238N-H82 is the source of this 488-nucleotide messenger RNA. RefSeq lists its product as uncharacterized. The record is from RefSeq and is a predicted model, not a curated record. Bases 1 to 390 code for a protein of 129 amino acids. The transcript is spliced from 2 exons. NCBI's taxonomy places the organism in Eukaryota, Fungi, Basidiomycota, Agaricomycetes, Agaricales, Hydnangiaceae.
AUGGCCCGUUCACCUUCCGGAGUCGACAUACCCCUCCUCCAUCCCUCCGUCCUAAUCCUCACGAAGUUCAAGAGAUGGUACACAACCCUCUCAUCUACGCGCCCCAAAACCGUGCUCAAACACCGGUCCGACGAGGGGGACAUUGAUUAUAUGGUCCAUUGGCUCACACGGAACGGGUUGACGAUACAGUUUGGGGCGUAUAGAGGCAGGAGGGGAGAAGAGCUGAUGCUGUAUGUCAAGACAUAUUUGGCGGAGAAGGUUAAGAGUGGUAGUGGGGAGCGGGUUGAGGAGAUGUUGAGGGGCGUUGUUGAGAGGAGUGAUUGGGAGGUUUUGGAAGGGAUGGAGGUUGGUGAUGUGGGUGGGGAAAAUGUUUAUGUAGAGUCGCCUUGAUUGUGGGUUAGAUUUGGGGUGGACGAGUGGGAUAUCUCAACUUACAGGCAUCGAAACAGUGGAGGAGGGUGGUUAUAAUGUGAGAAGAUUGAUAUACC